AUGGACGAUCUCGUUGUUGGUGUGCUCGGAGGCGGCCAGCUUGGCCGAAUGAUGGUGGAGGCUGCCUCCCGGCUCAACAUCCAGGUGGCUGUCCUUGACAGUGACAAUGCUCCAGCCAAGCAAAUCAAUGCCGUUGCUGGCGAGAAGCACGUAACGGGAUCUUUCGCCAAAGCCGCUGAUGUCGAAGCACUCGCAGUCAAUUCAGACGUGCUAACGUAUGAGAUCGAGCACGUCGAUACCAAGAUCUUGGAGGAGUUGGAAGAGAAGCAAGCGACAAUUCCUGGCACGAAAUGGAAUAGAAUCCAACCCAGCUGGAGAACGGUGAGGACAAUCCAGGACAAGUUCAUCCAGAAGCAGCACUACGCAAAAUAUGACAUACCAACCUCGAAGUCCACAGCUGUUGGCACAUCUGAACCUCAGGGACUGAAAGAGAUUGCCGAUAAGCUGGGCUACCCUCUCAUGCUCAAGUCUAGAACUGAAGCCUACGAUGGCCGAGGCAAUUACCCUGUCAAAUCAGUAUCAGACAUCGAGCCCGCUCUGCAGGCUCUCUCAAACAGACCCCUUUACGCCGAACAGUGGGCAAAUUUCGUGAUGGAGCUUGCCGUUAUGGUUGUGAAGACAUCACAGGACGUUUCGACAAACUACGAAACCUGCACUCUGGCCUAUCCCACCGUCGAAACCAUUCAUGAAGACAGCAUAUGCAAGCUUGUCUACGCUCCCGCGCGUGGCGUGCCCCGAAGAAUCUUCAAAGACGCUCAAGACCUCGCCCGUCGCGCCGUUGCCACCUUCCCAGGCACCGGCGUCUUCGGCGUGGAGCUCUUCCUCCUGCCUGAUGAUUCCCUGGUAAUCAACGAGAUCGCGCCCCGACCACACAACUCCGGCCAUUACACCAUCGAUGCAUGCCACAUGUCACAAUACGAAGCUCAAAUUCGCGCGGUCCUCCCCAAUCUCGCCCCUACGAUCGCUCCAGGCUCAACUGACCUGGCUGUCACUGCCGCCGUCAUGCUCAACAUUCUUGGCGGUCCGCAGCCAGAUUCACAUCUCCUGGUUGCCAAGCAAGCGGCCACGAUCCCUGGCGCGCGCGUCCACCUCUAUGGAAAGGGCGCCGGCCGCCCCGGCCGCAAAAUGGGUCACAUCACCAUAACUGGCUCAUCAAUGUUCGAGUGUGAAACCAAAAUCCACCCUCUAGUCCAGCUAGUGAAUGCUAUCCGCGCGAAAAGAGGUAACGCGUCCGCUUCCAACCAGUCCAUACUUUCCGCCGCAGGUGAUCUCAUCAAGACCAAUCCUACGCCGAGCCCCUCGCCCGUCAUCGCCGUGGUCAUGGGCUCCGACACGGACCUUGCAACCCUCAAGCCCGGCCUGCAAUUCCUCGACGACAUGGCCAUCCCAUACCUCGUCACCAUCACUUCAGCCCACCGUACCCCACAGCAUAUGCUCAACUUCGGCAAAGCCGCCGCUAGCCGCGGCAUCAAAGCCAUCAUCGCGGCCGCCGGAGGCGCUGCGCAUUUGCCUGGCAUGAUGGCUUCGGUGACGUCUGUGCCUGUCAUUGGCUGCCCCGUCAAGGCGAGCAGCCUGGACGGGCUGGACAGCUUGCUCAGCAUCGUGCAGAUGCCAAGAGGCGUUCCGGUUGCGACGGUCAGUAUUGGGAACAGCACGAAUGCGGCGUUGCUGGCGGCGCGGAUUGUGGGAACCAGUGAUGCGAGGAUUCGGGAAUGGGUGGAGGCGCAUUUGGAACGGAUGGAUCGCGAGAACAUGGCUAAAGCUACCAACUUGGAAGAGAAAGGCUGGAAGGACUAUGUGCGGGUGGAGAGUUGGGAGAAGAAAUGA
Molecule: messenger RNA, 1827 nt
Organism: Cyphellophora europaea CBS 101466
Lineage: Eukaryota; Fungi; Ascomycota; Eurotiomycetes; Chaetothyriales; Cyphellophoraceae
Product: phosphoribosylaminoimidazole carboxylase, ATPase subunit
Exons: 1
Coding region: 1-1827 (608 amino acids)
Biological process (GO): 'de novo' IMP biosynthetic process
Molecular function (GO): ATP binding; phosphoribosylaminoimidazole carboxylase activity; metal ion binding
Source: RefSeq, a predicted model, not a curated record